This is a messenger RNA of Glossina fuscipes, 13188 nucleotides long. RefSeq names its product dynein heavy chain 10, axonemal (gene Dhc98D). Gene Ontology annotation, molecular function: dynein light intermediate chain binding; ATP binding; dynein intermediate chain binding. Lineage: Eukaryota; Metazoa; Arthropoda; Insecta; Diptera; Glossinidae. The transcript has 59 exons. Gene Ontology annotation, biological process: microtubule-based movement. The record is from RefSeq and is a predicted model, not a curated record. Gene Ontology annotation, cellular component: dynein complex. Bases 16 to 13188 code for a protein of 4390 amino acids.
AAUGACAGUUUUAAGAUGUCAACUUUAUUAAUUCCUAACGUAAUGGUAGGCUUACGCCAUAUCUGGACCAUGUCAAGUUAUUAUUGUCAUGAUGACAAAAUGCAAAUACUACUAUGUCAGAUAUCUAAUGUUUUUACCGAAAAGACUAAAAAAAUCAUUGCCUUUGAGAAAAUAUUUCGUUAUUCGGCAAAAUUUACAUAUGAUACGGCGAAAAGUUCCGAAAAUUUAUUACGUUGCUGGAAAACCGCUUAUCUAAUGAGUCGUAAGCAUAUUGAAGACUCUGGUGUCGGCUCACGUUGGGAAUUCGAUCGUAACGCUUUAUUUAAUGAAGUCGAUCAUAUUUCGCGUAUAAGUCGUGACAUUGCAACUAUCGGCAGCGUAUUUAUACAGUAUGAAAAUUUGUUUGGUACACGCUUGAAAUCUAUUAUUACAUCGCCAGCUAUGGUUGACGAUCUUAUGCGUAAAGUUUAUCGACUUUUAGACGAUAUGCUAACAAGUAUUGAUUAUGAUGUAUUCCUUCCAAGCAAUUGGGAGAAUUGGGAGUAUACAUUAGAUACAUUUAAUCGACGUUUGGAUAGCUUGGAGAGCGAAGCUAAAAGUGUAAUUGAAAGAAGCAUUACGAUGCUGCGAUCAUCGGAAUUGGGCUUAGAGCUAUUACGCGAUAUUAAUCGUAUGGACACCCGUGAAGCAUUAAAAGAAUUCAUGUCAACUAAGCAUGACAAUUUAUUGAGAUAUUUUGUCAGCGAAAUCAAUAAUGUGGAAUAUGAAUACAUUAACAAUAAAAAAAAUCCACCGAUAGGUAAACAUCAACCAGCAUAUAUUGGUGCCAUACAAUGGACCCGACUGUUAAGCAACAAAUUAAAAAUGUCUGUAUUGGCAUUUAAACGGAUGGAAAACGAACCGUCGAUCAAAAAUAGUUAUUUAAAACGUACCGCAUUUAAGGCAUACUUUGAAUUGGUGAAAAAAAUGUAUACCUUUGAAAAUAGUCUCUUCGAACGCUAUUCAACACGUGCUACGUACUUAGUGAACGCGAUAAUGCGCAAAAAUAUUCUACGAGUUGAAAUAUCGAAUAAGGAUACCCUUGCCUACAUCUCUGAUGCCUGUGAUUCAUUGAAAUUGCGUGGAAAGAAAAUGGUGGACGAGGCACGUAAUUCCGCCCAAACUGGCGGACCUUCGGGUUUCAUACGGAAAAUUACAAAGUUCACGGUUAUUGCUACAUUGAUACAAUGGUUUGUGUCGCGUAAAACGAAAACCGAUGUUCAUAUUCAAAGGGCCCAACAUUUUGUGCGCGUAAUGAAAAAUGCGAAAACUAAGAUAAGCGAGAAGGAUAAAUUUUGCUUAAAACAAUGUGAUUUAUUAUUGCGUGUUUCUAGUCAAGACGGCUUACCCACGUGGCGUUCACUGGUCGGUGAUCAUGCCUUGGUCGAAUAUGAAAUGCAAUUUACUGUUAACUUAACUAGAGAUGUGUUCGAAAUUCUAUUCGAAGGUCAGCAAUUUGAGCAUUUUGGCUUUCAAUUGCCUACCGUUCUGCGUACAGCAAUUAUGAAAAAGGAAAUGUUAUUUAACGAUUUCGAAGCUGUAUCCGAUGUAAUUGACAAUUAUAAUCACAUAUUGGGCGAAUUAUCUCUAUCUGAGGUAAACUUUUUACGUGAUCACCUGUACGAGACUGAAGUGGCGAUACAAGUUGGUGUCAGUCGUUACACAUGGCAAUCGUUUAAUAUUAAAAAAUACACUGAAUCAGUUAGUUCGUUAUUACGCAAAUUACAAUCAAUAGUAUCUCAAAUCAAUUACAUUCGGAUUGAUAUACGUAAUCGUAUUGAGCAAAUGAAAAAAUUCAAUCUUUUUUCUUUGGAUGACACAAAUGGUAAGAAAAGAGAACCGAUGAUACAAUUUAGCGCAGCAGCCGAGUCCAGCAGUAGUACCGAGAGUACUGAAAGCGAUCAACCUCAUCAUCAUCACCAUCAUAAGGUGCAAAUUGUACGCAUUAAAGAAUCCGAGGAGAGCAUUUCCGAGGAGAAAGCAGAGUGCGGUGUCGGUGUCUAUCAUUGUCACAUCUAUAUGGAACGUUUAGAACAAUUCCGCACAGAAAAAUGUUCGGCUAUGAAAAGAUUAUACGAUUCAUUGGGUCCGGUGUUAAUUAAACUUGAGAGUUUAGUUUUAGGUUCUUUUACCGGCCGAUCAGAUAAAAUGCGGGAAUAUUAUAAUGUUUGGGAAGAACAAACCUUUAGAAGCCUCUUAGAUUGGAGUUUUAAAAAUUUAGAAUGCUUUUUGGAACGACUGCUUAGCAAGAAGCCCAUGUUUGAAGUGAACGCUGUACUGGUUCUUUCUGAGAUUAUGCUUGAGCCUUCCUCAUCGCAGAUAAAGAAUAUGAUUGUUCAUGCAGUUAAAGAUUUUUUAGAACGGUUAAAACUUUUCACACGUUGGAUGGACGGCACUUGUUUGCUAUGUGCUCCAAUUGAAAAUGUAGAAGGAUUUAAAUAUAAUUUCACCUUUUACGAAGAUAUAGUUAAGUAUAGUGGCAUCACCGAUUUAGUGGUUAAAAUACAGGAGAUGGCUACACGUGUGGUUGACGAUGCAAAAUCUUGUGUUAUGAAAUUUCGUAAAUAUUACAAUCUGUGGGCAUUCGAUAAGGAAACAAUUUGUGAUAAAUUUGUGGAUCGUGGUGUGCCACUUGUACAACUCGACGAGAAAUUUGCAUUUUAUGCAAAUAUCAUUGAGGAGUUGCAGCAGUUGCCUACAGCUUUCAAUAUACAAUGUAUACGCCUAAAUUUGAAGCCACUAUUAGAUUCGAUUUGUCAGCAUGCGCAAGAGUGGUGCACAACAUUGGGCGAAAAAUUGGCUGCGAAGAAUGUUAAAAAUAUUGAUAAAAUGCGUUUAGAAAUUAAAGAACUCAGCACAAAUUUGAACAGAGCUACAAAGGAACUAAGCGACUUCAAAUUGGUUAUGCAAACUAUUGAUACAAUACAGACGACAACUCUAACAAAAGAAGUCAAAAUCCAUGAAAUGCAAGAGGCUUAUACAAUACUCAGUGAGCAUAGAAUACUUUUUAAUUUCGAUGAUAUGCUAAUGGCUCAUCAUUUGGGUAAACGUUGGCAUCGUUUGUAUCGUUCAUCGCUUUAUCGUAUGGAUAAGGUGCAACCAAUUAAACAGAAAUUUGCCGAUAUGACUUCAAUCGAAAUUAAUGGGUUUUGGAAGGAGUUGGAAGAAUUCUUUAAGGAUUACGAAGCUAACGGUCCUGGCUCAGCGGGUAACGAUUUAGAUCGCGGCUUCAAGUUAAUGGAUCCUUACGGCCAGAAAUUGAUGGCUCUUGAGCUGAAAAGACAAGAAUUGGCAAAUGCUGAAAAACUUUUUGAUAUGCCCAUGCAAGAUUACAAUGAAUUCGCACGCAUUAAAGAUGAUUACGAAGGCAUGCAAUUGAUUUUCAAAUUAUACAAAAGUCAAAAGUCAGGUCGUGAGGUAUGGUCGAAAACUUUGUGGGUCGAUUUGGAUCCCACUGUACUAACCGAAGGUGUUGAAAGCUUUUUGAAAGAAUUUCGUAAGCUACCCAAAAAUGUGCGACAGUUGCCAGUUGGUCAGGCUUUAGAGUUAAAUAUGAAACAAUUCAAAGGUACUGUACCGUUAAUGGUGAGCUUAAAGAACGAGGCUUUAAGAGAACGUCACUGGCGUCAGCUAAUGGAAAAGACUGGGCAAUACUUUGAUAUGUCACCCGAACGUUUUACUUUGGAAAAUAUGUUCGGUAUGCAAUUGCACAAAUAUCAGGAAAUUGCUGAGCAAAUCCUAAAUAAUGCCAUCAAAGAAUUGGGCAUUGAGAAGGGUGUUCGAGUAGUUGAGGAUACUUGGGCUAACAUGACAUUUAAGGUGCAUAAGCAUUAUAAAGGCCUUGAAGAACGUGGCCACACGUUGGGUGCUGUCGAUGAGAUUGUAGCAUCUCUUGAAGAAAAUGCAAUGAAUCUUCAAUCAAUGGGCGCCUCACAAUUCAUUGGACCAUUCUUAGAAACGGUCAAUAAAUGGGAACGUACUUUAUCACUUAUAUCAGAAAUAAUCGAUGAGUGGCUGGUUGUGCAACGUAAAUGGCUAUAUCUGGAGGGUAUUUUCAUUGGCGGUGAUAUACGCGCUCAAUUACCAGAUGAGGCGAAAAAAUUCGACGAUAUCGAUAAGGCUUACAGGCGCAUAAUGUUGGAUUGUGCCAAAAAUCCUUUGGUGGUACCGUUUUGUACUAUACCCGGACGUUUAACCGAUAUACAGGGCUUGGGUGUCGGUUUAGAGAAUUGUCAGAAAUCAUUGAACGAGUAUUUGGAAUCAAAGCGUCGCAUAUUUCCACGUUUCUAUUUCAUAUCUACGGAUGAAUUGUUAUCGAUCUUGGGCAGUUCGGAACCUUCGGCUGUACAAAAUCAUAUUAUUAAGAUGUACGAUAAUGUGAAAUCUUUGCGUCUUAUUAAGGAAAGCGCCAACCUAACCGUUGUUACUGCCAUGAUAUCCACCGAGGGAGAGGUACUCGAUUUUCGCCAGCAUGUGCGUGCUCAGGGUCGUGUAGAGAAUUGGAUGAACGAUGUAUUGGCUGAGAUGCGUCGCUCCAAUCGUUAUGAAACAAAAAAAGCUAUUUUCGAUUAUGGCACUGACCUCGAAAUAGCAAGGCCCGAUUGGCUUAUGAACUAUCAGUGUAUGGUAGGCUUAGCUGGGAGCCAAGUAUGGUGGACGGCCGAAGUGGAGGAAGCAUUUAAUCAAGCUCAAAAUUAUGGCAAUUUAAGAGCCAUGAAAGAUUUUUUGGCAAAACAAAACUAUCAAAUGGAAGAAUUAGUUUUGAAAGUACGUUCAAAUCUGUCGUUAAACGAUCGGAAAAAAUUCAAAUCGAUUGCCACUAUCGAUGUGCAUGCCCGCGAUAUUAUUGAGGCUUUUGUGCGUGACAACAUUUUAGAUGCCGGCGAAUUCAGUUGGGAGAGUCAAUUGCGCUUUUAUUGGUUCAAAUCUUGCGAUAAUCUGUAUGUGGUUCAGUGUACGGGAACUUUUGAAUAUGGCUACGAAUAUUUGGGUUUGAAUUCACGUUUGGUGAUUACUCCGCUAACCGAUCGUAUUUAUCUAACCAUAACACAGGCUUUAUUAAUGAAUUUGGGCGGUGCUCCUGCCGGGCCAGCUGGUACCGGUAAAACUGAGACUACGAAAGAUUUAGCUAAAGCGAUGGCUUUACUAUGCGUUGUUACUAAUUGCGGCGAAGGCAUGGAUUUCCGUGCCGUUGGCACGAUACUGUCAGGUUUAGCUCAAUGCGGUGCUUGGGGUUGUUUUGAUGAAUUCAAUCGUAUUGACAUUUCAGUACUAAGUGUGAUAUCAACGCAACUGCAAACGAUACGUAACGCUUUGAUAAGAAAACUCGAAAGAUUUGUCUUUGAAGGCAGUGAAAUUAAAAUUGAUCGGAAGGUUGGUAUAUUCGUGACCAUGAAUCCUGGCUAUGCUGGACGUACAGAAUUACCCGAAUCAGUUAAAGCUUUAUUCAGACCGGUUACUUGUAUUAAGCCCGAUUUAGAGUUAAUUUGCUUAAUUUCACUUUUCUCCGACGGUUUCCUAACAGCGAAGAUUUUGGCUAAGAAAAUGACAGUUUUAUACGCAUUGGCUCAAGAACAACUCUCCAAACAAUGCCACUAUGAUUGGGGUCUAAGAUCACUAAACUCGGUUUUGCGAAUGGCAGGCGUAAUGAGACGUCUUUCGGAAGAUCUACCCGAGGCCGUAGUGUUGAUGCGUGUACUACGUGAUAUGAACUUUCCAAAAUUCAUAUUCGAAGAUGUUCCCCUAUUUUUAGGAUUAAUUAAGGAUUUGUUUCCGGGUGUCGAUUGCCCUCGUAUUGGUUAUCCGGACUUUAAUGCUGCCGUUCGUCAUUGUCUUGUAAACGAUGGUUACAUUUUGCUACCAGAUCAGGAAGACAAAGUCGUUCAAAUGUAUGAAACAAUGAUGACCCGACAUUCAACUAUGCUGGUGGGGCCAACAGGUGGCGGUAAAACUGUUGUUAUAAAUACUCUAAUUAAAGCUCAAACUUACAUGGGUCUGCCAACCAAAUGCAUUACACUUAACCCUAAGGCUUGCACGGUAAUCGAAUUGUACGGUUUUCUGGAUCCCGAUACUAGAGAUUGGGUUGAUGGUUUAUUCUCAAAUAUAUUUCGCGAAAUGAAUAAACCAGUGGAGCGUGAGGAACGCCGUUACGUCUGCUUUGAUGGAGAUGUUGAUGCACUUUGGAUUGAGAACAUGAACUCAGUUAUGGAUGAUAAUAAGCUGCUGACAUUAGCAAAUGGUGAACGCAUUAGAUUGGAAAACCACUGUGCUCUCUUGUUUGAGGUCGGCAAUUUGAAUUAUGCUUCGCCAGCGACGGUUUCACGUGCCGGCAUGGUUUUUGUUGAUCCUAAAAACUUACGUUAUAGCCCGUAUUGGCAACGUUGGGUAUUCAGUCGGCCCGAAGCCCAAAGAGAAUUAUUACAGGAAAUGUUUGAGAAGAUUAUUAUGCAAGGUAUUGCUUUCAUACACGAAGGCCUUGAUGGUACUUCACAGGGCAAUCCAUUAAAAACAGUUAUCUAUCAAACUGAAUUGAAUAUGGUCACACAAUUUUGCAAUAUGUAUGAUGCUCUCCUGCCACCGUUCGAAAAAGUUAGCGAUAUUUUCGAAGCACCAGCGCCCAUACAAUACGAUACGGAUUCGUUAGAAUGCGGCUUUAUACAGUGCGUCUAUUCGUCACUUGGGGCAUGUUUAAUUGAAACAGACCAACCGGUAUUCGAUGAAUUCAUUAAACGCAUUUCCGGUUUCCCUUGCGUUCAGGAUGCGAAAGAUAAACCUGCAGGAGGUGGUCAAUUGCCCACAAAUAAAUCAACUCUUUAUGAAUAUUUUUAUUCGCGGGAAAACUCCUGUUGGAUAGCUUGGGAAUGGAUUGUGCCCAUAUACGAACACGAUCCUGCUAUGAAAUUCAGCGAAAUUCUAGUACCAACUGUAGAUAGUACCAGAACUGUUAAUAUAUUAUCAUUGAAUAGUGAUAUAAAACGACCCGUAUUGCUGGUGGGUGAGGCGGGUACCUCAAAAACUGCAAUUAUAUCGCAAUAUCUAAGAAAUCUUAAUAAAGAUACUAACAUUAUAUUGAAUAUUAAUUUUUCAUCAAGAACAUCUUCAAUGGAUGUGCAACGCACCCUUGAGGCUGCCGUUGAGAAACGUACAAAAGACACAUUUGGUCCACCUAUGGGUAAAAAGGUUGCUUGUUUCAUUGACGACAUGAAUAUGCCACAAGUAGAUGACUACGGUACUCAACAACCGAUCGCUUUGUUAAAACUAUUUUUUGAACGUGGUGGCCUAUAUGACCGUGACAAGGAUCUAAAUUGGAAGAAAUUUAAAGAUAUUACAUUUUAUGCGGCUAUGGGCACAGCUGGUGGUGGCCGCAACGAAGUCGAUCCACGUUUCAUCUCGAUGUUCUCCGUUUAUAAUAUAGUAUUUCCGAAUGACGAGUCGUUACAACAGAUUUACAUAUCAAUAUUCAAAGGACAUUUGGAGCAGCAACAAUUUAAGAAAAAACUUUUACCAAUCGCUGAUUUAAUUGUGCUAAUGACACUAAAACUUUAUAAGAUUAUCGUUGUUGAGCUGCCACCGACACCGUCAAAAUUCCAUUAUAUAUUCAAUUUAAAAGAUUUAUCGAGAAUAUUUGCCGGUAUGCUGCUUAUAAGUGUAAAGUACUUUAAUGAUUUACGAGAUCUAAUACGCGUAUGGCGGAACGAAUUCACACGCAUUAUAUGCGACCGUUUAAUAACAAAAGCUGAUAUUGAGUUGAUGAGGCGGCACGUGGAGAAUGAAAUACGUGAAACAUUUCCACCCAUCUUCGAGGAAGAACAAGGCUUCGUUGACCCCGCAGCUGAAGCUGCCAAAGCGGAACUGCAGGCAAUGGAUGGCGGAAUCGUUGAAGAAAAAGAAGUUAUCACCCUAAUUGACCAUGUAAUGCGUGAUCCGAUGCUAUUUGGUGAUUUUCGCAAUGCUACAAAUGAAUCUGAACCACGCUUCUAUGAGGAUUUAUUAGAUUUUGAUGCCAUUUAUCAUUUAUUCACCGAAAUUCUAGAAGAAUAUCAAGAACGUAGAGGUCGAUUGGGUUUAGUGUUAUUCGAAGAUUGUCUAGAACAUUUGACAAGAGUUCAUCGCACUUUGCGAAUGCAUCGCGGUCAUGUACUGCUCAUUGGUGUCGGUGGCAGUGGAAAAAAAUGUAUUACCAAGUUAUCUUCGUUUGCCGCAGAAUGUGAAGUUUUUGAGAUAACGGUAGCUCGAGGAUAUAACGAACAAUCGUUCCGUGAAGAUUUAAAGAUUUUGUAUACAAUGGCUGGAGUAAAACGUAAAAAAACCUCUUUCCUGUUUACAGCUGCCCAGAUUGUUGAAGAAGGUUUCCUAGAGUUAAUAAAUAAUAUAUUGACUGUAGGUUUGGUACCGGCUUUGUUCACGGACGAGGAUAAGGAUGGCAUUGUAAAUGCAUGUCGAGCUCAAGCUGAAGAAGCAGGCUUUUCAGCUUCCAAAGAUUCCGUUUGGGCUUACUUUUUGGGACUUUGCGCUGAAAAUAUGCACGUUGUCUUAUGUAUGUCGCCAUCCGGUGAUGCUUUACGUAAUCGCUGUCGUAGUUUUCCCGGCUUAAUUGGAAGCACUUAUAUUGAUUGGGUAUUUCCUUGGCCUAGGCAAGCGUUGCACGCAGUAGCUCAACUUUUCUUGGAAGGAAACGUUCUUAUACCAGCUGAGCAUCGUGAGAACAUUGUGGAGCACGUGGUACACGUGCAUUCUACUAUGCAUCCCUAUUCGGUGUCGUAUAUGCAAAAAUUGCGUCGAAAUAAUUAUGUGACUCCCAAACACUACUUAGAUUACAUUAAUACUUAUCUAAAAUUACUUGAUGAAAAGAAUACUUUUAUAACAAUGCAACGUGAUCGUCUCAAGGAGGGCUUACAUAAAAUUGAUGAAGCUUCUAAGCAGAUCGACGAAUUACGUAUUAUUGUCACGGAACAGAAACGCAACGUAGCCAUAGCUGCCGAAGAGUGUGAACAAAUGUUGGUAGAAAUUGAAGAUGCGACUGUCAAAGCAAAUAUAAAGAAAACUGAGGCAUCAGAAAAAUCGGUGGAAGUCGAAAUUAAAGGCAAACAAAUUGCUAUUGAGAAAGCCGACGCCGAGGUAGCUCUGGCUGAAGCUAUGCCCGCUUUAGAAGAGGCCAGACGCGCACUUUCCGAAUUGGAUAAAGCUCAAAUUACUGAAAUUCGUUCUUUUGCCACGCCCCCACCUCAAGUGCAAGUUGUAUGCGAAUGUGUUGCUAUUCUGAAGGGAUAUCGUGAAAUUAAUUGGAAGACAGCCAAGGGCAUGAUGGCCGAUGUCGCCUUCUUACGGAGUCUUAUGGAAAUGGAUUGUGAAGCCUUGACUGCCAAACAAAUCAAUAGCUGCCGAGCACAUAUGAAAUCUUCCAAUCUCGAUGAUAUGGAAAAGAUUUCAGUUGCGGGCAAUGGAUUAUUGAAAUUUGUAAAAGCAGUUCUUGGCUUUUACGAAGUGUACCGUGAAGUGAAACCGAAAAAGGAUCGAGUAGAUUUCUUGGUCCAAGAACAAGAUCAACAAAUCAAAUUAUUAAAUCAUUUAAAUGCUGAAAUUGCUAAAUUGGAAGCUCAAUUAGACAGUUUAAAUCAACGUUACGCCGAAUCGAUGAAACAAAUGAAAGCGUUAACCGAGAUGAUGGAGCAGGCUCAAAGGCGUUUGACAGCAUCCGAUAAAUUGAUUAGCGGCCUAAGCUCAGAACGUAUACGUUGGGGCCAUGACUACGAUAACUAUGGCCAACAGUUAGUAGUAAUGGUGGGUCAGUGUUUGCUAUGCGCUUCAUUUCUAGCCUAUACUGGAGCUUUCUCUUGGGAAUUUCGUAAAACUAUGAUUUUUGAUGAUUGGUUAGAAGAUGUCUGCAAUCGCGAAAUACCAAUUCAGUUACCUUUUCGCUUAGAUGAAAAUCUUACUACCGAUGUAGAAGUUUCUACUUGGUCUUCGGAAGGUCUACCACCCGAUGAGUUGUCCGUGCAAAACGGUAUUCUAACAGUAAGGGCAUCUCGUUUUCCGUUAUGCAUUGAUCCUCAGCUACAAGCUUGGACAUGGAUUAAGAAAAAGGAACAGCGCAACAAUUUGAAAUGUCUCUCGUUUAACGAUCCGGAUUUUCUAAAGCAAUUGGAAAUGUCAAUUAUGUUUGCCAUACCAGUUUUAUUUGAGGAUGUCGACGAUUAUAUCGAUCCAGUUAUCGAUAAUAUUUUGCAAAAGAAUGUGCAAACCGUUAGCGGUCGGAAAUUUAUUAUAUUGGGCGAUAAAGAAGUAGAUUAUGAUCCUAAUUUUCGUUUAUAUUUAACCACAAAAUUCUCUAAUCCAAAAUUUGAUCCGGCUGUCUACGCUAAAGCAGUCGUAAUUAAUUAUACGGUAACACAAACCGGCCUAGAAGAUCAAUUAUUAAGCGUAGUUGUAAGAGCUGAGCGACCUGAUUUAGAAUCACAACGUGAAAGCUUAAUUGCACGAACCAGUGAGAAUAAGCAAUUGCUGCAGCAAUUAGAAGACUCAUUGCUCAGGGAAUUGGCCACUUCGACCGGUAACAUGCUGGAUAAUGUAGAAUUGAUUGAGACAUUGGAAAAUACAAAAUCGAAAGCCGCUGUGGUUUUGGAACAGUUAAAGCUUUCAGCCGAAACCCAAAAGGAUAUUGAAAAACUAAGAGAUGGUUACAGACCGGCGGCUAAACGAGGAGCCGUACUCUUCUUUGCCCUAUCCGAUAUGUCUACUGUUAACGCGAUGUAUCAGUAUGCCUUGGCGGCCUAUUUGGAUGUGUUUACGUUUUCGUUACGCAAGUCCGUACCGGAUACAGUCCUAAAUAAACGCUUAAAUAAUAUCAUAAAGACGUUAACCGAGAAUGUUUAUUAUUAUGGUUGUACGGGCAUCUUCGAAAGGCAUAAAUUAUUAUACUCAUUUCAAAUUGCUACUAAGCUAGGACAACGCGAUGGUACUUUAUCGCAAUCGGAAUUAGAUUUCUUUAUAAAAGGUUCGGUAGCGCUGACAAAAAGUGCUUGGGCUUGUCCAGUCAAAUGGUUAACCGAUAAGAAUUGGGAGGAUAUUCUAAAAUUGUCAACAGAAUUUCCCGAACAUUUUGAAACUCUACCCGAUCAUAUAGGAAAAAAUGCAGCAGAAUGGAAAGAGUGGUACGAUUUGGAAAAUCCUGAAGAAGUCGCCUGCCCUGCUGAAUAUAAUAUUAAGUGCAAUUCAUUCCAGAAAUUAAUGUUUUUACGUUGUUUCCGUGUUGAUCGCAUAUUCCGUUCGAUAAAUCAAUAUAUUGUCGAUACAAUGGACGAGUUUUUCAUAAUGCCGCCGGUGGUAAGUUUCAUAAACAUAUUCGAGCAAACAACCUGCAACAUACCGGUAGUAUUCAUAUUGAGUGCCGGUUCUGAUCCCACAAAUGAUUUGAUGAAAUUGGCGGAGCAAGUUGGCGGUGGCCUGGGUAACUUUUGUCACAUAUCAUUGGGACAAGGGCAGGAAAAGGCUGCUAUACGUUUAUUAGAAACGUCCAUACAACAGGGCAUGUGGCUGAUGCUACAAAAUGGUCAUUUAUUAAUUAGUUUUGUCCGUCAAUUGGAAAAGUAUUUAGAAAAGGUCGAACAACCUCAUCCCGAUUUUCGUUUAUGGAUUACCACAGAUGCCAGCGAUAAUUUCCCAAUUGGUAUUUUACAAAAAUCAUUAAAAGUUGUUACCGAACCGCCAAAUGGCUUGAAAUUAAAUUUACGCUCAACGUUUUUCAAAGUACGUCAAGAUCGGUUAGAGUGCUGUCCACACAAAGCAUUUUUACCGGUAGUCUAUGUUUUGGCAUUUUUCCACGGUGUUGUGCAAGAACGACGUAAAUACGAUAAAUUAGGUUGGAAUAUAAGUUACGAUUUCAAUGAAUCGGAUUUUAAUGUUUGCCUGGAAAUCUUGCAAACCUACUUAAAUCGCAUUACCGAUGAACGUGUACCGUGGAAUAGUUUAAAAUAUUUAAUCGGCGAGGUUAUGUAUGGCGGACGUGUGAUUGAUGAUUUUGAUCGUCGUAUUACACGCACUUAUAUGAAUGAAUAUAUGGGUGAUUUCCUGUUCGACACCUUUCAACCGUUUCACUUUUACAUUGACGAGCAUACCGAUUAUUGUUUGCCAGAGGAGGAAACAGUGUUAAAAGAAGAUUUCAUAGAGCAUAUUGACAAAUUAGCUUUGGUAAAUAAACCGGAUGUAUUUGGUUUACAUCCGAAUGCUGAAAUCGGUUAUUAUACGCUCGCUACACGCAGUAUCUGGAACAGUUUAAUCGAAUUACAACCACAAACAGGUGAGGCUUCUGGAGGUAUUAGCCGUGACGAUUUUAUCGAUAACGUAGCGGCCGGUAUAUUGGAAAAAUUGCCGGCAGCUUUCGAGACUUGGCGCAUUAAAAAGCAAUUGCAAAUGUCUCUCACGCCUACCGGCGUUGUCCUCCUACAAGAAUUAGAUCGUUUCAAUUUAUUGGUGAUACGUAUUAAAAAAACUUUGGAACUUUUAAGAAAGGCUAUAGCUGGUGAAAUCGGUAUGGAUACGAUAUUGGAUAAUAUCGGCAAUUCGUUAUUUAAUGGUUUACUGCCAGCGUAUUGGAGUAAAUUGGCUCCAGCUACUUGCAAGCAACUCGCCAGCUGGUUGGAACAUUUACAGCAACGUAAUACGCAAUUCAAAUAUUGGUCCAUGUCAGGUGAACCUUUAGUUAUGUGGCUUUCCGGUUUGCAUAUACCGCAAAGUUAUUUAACCGCUUUAAUACAGAUGGCUUGUCGUAAAAACGGUUGGCCACUGGAUCGUUCUAUUAUGUAUACUGAAGUUAUAAAUAUCAUCGAUUGCGAUGAUAUUGAAGAACGACCACCGACUGGAUGCUAUAUUCAAGGUUUAUAUAUAGAAGGUGCUCGUUGGGAUAUGGACAAAAUGGAAUUGGGACGUUCGCAUCCAAAAAUAUUGGUUGAAGAUUUACCGAUUUUAUCUGUUAUACCCAUAGAGGCACAUCGGGUUAAAUUACAAAAUACAUAUCGUUCACCGGUUUAUACCACUUCCCUAAGACGUAACGCUAUGGGUAUUGGUUUAGUUUUUGAAGCGGACUUGGCAACUACUGAAGAUUUAAGUCAUUGGGUUCUACAAGGCGUUUGUUUAACCUUAAAUCGUGAUUAA